Messenger RNA from Cladophialophora yegresii CBS 114405, 1026 nucleotides. RefSeq lists its product as uncharacterized. Bases 1 to 1026 code for a protein of 341 amino acids. Lineage: Eukaryota; Fungi; Ascomycota; Eurotiomycetes; Chaetothyriales; Herpotrichiellaceae. The transcript has a single exon. The record is from RefSeq and is a predicted model, not a curated record.
AUGUCGACCAAGUAUCCAUCUCGAGUGGAUCAACAAGCACUGCCGGCUGAAUACCGAAGCUGGCCGAGAAAGCACGACCGCAGAUCGGCACCUCGAGAUGCCCGGCAAUCUUCUUUCACAGGGAACAAACCACGGAAUGUACAGGACGCUGAAUCUGACGAUGAUGGAUUCGACACCUUCACUGUCGCUCAGUCACAGGUUGACAGACGCCGUGAAGCUUUGCGUCAAAUCCAGUCAAGCCCGGCUAUGGAGAAGAAGCCAACAAGUCGACUUGCGAUGCUUGAUGAGCAUAGCCAAGUCGCUACCCAGGAGCGCUUCAUUGCACCAUUUUCACCCAUACGAAGAACGUUUCAAGUUGAAGAGUCCAAGAGCCAAGGGCAUUUUCAGGGAGAUACUGUCGUACUGUCGGAGGAUAUUGCUGCUGAGUCCGUACUGCCGGGCAGCCCGCCAAAGCUUUCUGCUCCUCAAGAACAAACCCAAUUUCUCCCUUUCCCCCAAGACUCACCUCACUUGCCACAAGGUCUGAAGCGUUCAGCGACCACCUUAGCAUCCCUUCUUGCGGUCCCCACCCAAAAAUCCUACUCCUGCCCGCCCCUCUUUGUCCUCAUAUCCUGGGUCUCCCCGUCCAUAAUCCACCGACCUAACACGCCCUUCCCGCCAAAGCGCCAUCUCAAGAUUCACGAUCCGAGCAUCUCCAAUCGAGUUUCGGGGCUUACUGUCGCCGUAUUUGUGGAUGCUCUAGCAUUUCUACCCGAAGUGGGGACGCCUGCUUUGUUCAAAGGUCUUGUCAUGAACCGGGUUAGAAGUCGAGAGGAUGUGAUAUUGAAUAGGUAUCCCCUGAAGGUGGACAGCCAGAAGUCAGAACGCAGUGCACUGGGUGAUGCUGAUAGCAAGGGCACAGAAGAAGACUGGUUUGUUAGUGACGAGUGGAAGUUGAUCGAGAUGGGCUACGACGUUGAGCAUAUGAAGAAGUGGUGGGGAGAGAGAAACGCUUCACGAAAGGACGGAGAAAGGAGAGAUAGGUAG